AAUUUCAAAACUAGAACCUUUCUUGUUUUUCUCUUCACAGAUCUAAAUGGAUAAAACGUCCCGCAAAAUUUCGAACCAGGACAUAAACCCCUGCUUAGAAGAAAGUGAUGCCUCUCACAAGUGUUUGGACACCUGCAACUAUGAUAGGAGCAAGUGCUCAGCUUACUUCCAGAGAUACAAGAACUGCAGAAAAUAUUGGCACAACAUAAUGGUGCAGAGAAGAAGAGAUGGUAUUAAACCUGAAAUGCCCACAGCUGCGGAGAGACUGGAGAUGCUCAGUGCCAUUGGAGGCAAACCCUACUGACUGUCAACAGUCACAAAGAUGCUAAGGACACCAGGUCUGCACUGAGAGACAUUGCUGGAACACUGCAGUGACUGUGAGGAACAGCUAUACUUUGAAGAGGAAAAUGGAACCAAUGUCUGUUAUGUUUAGAGAAGACAUUAAACUUGUUACAUGAAACUGUC
This is a messenger RNA of Poecilia latipinna (sailfin molly), 465 nucleotides long. It is a transcript of the gene chchd7, whose product is annotated as coiled-coil-helix-coiled-coil-helix domain containing 7. Gene Ontology annotation, cellular component: mitochondrion. The transcript is spliced from 3 exons. Gene Ontology annotation, biological process: mitochondrial respiratory chain complex assembly. The record is from RefSeq and is a predicted model, not a curated record. Lineage: Eukaryota; Metazoa; Chordata; Actinopteri; Cyprinodontiformes; Poeciliidae. Bases 47 to 304 code for a protein of 85 amino acids.